This is a messenger RNA of Fimicolochytrium jonesii, 4611 nucleotides long. RefSeq lists its product as uncharacterized. The record is from RefSeq and is a predicted model, not a curated record. The coding region runs from base 396 to 4442 and encodes 1348 amino acids. The transcript is spliced from 5 exons. Gene Ontology annotation, molecular function: glycosyltransferase activity. Lineage: Eukaryota; Fungi; Chytridiomycota; Chytridiomycetes; Spizellomycetales; Powellomycetaceae.
CGGAUUGCUUCUCGGGCUCUUUAACAAACUGUUCGUGAUCUCGAUGGAGGCGACCUUGAGCGCCUUCUUGGCCAUCGGCCUCAUCCUCGGGACCCUUAUCUCAGCCUUCAUGGUGAGACAUUUCGAUCGGACCGACUACUCCACAUUCGCUCUUAUCAUCAGUGGCUGGCUUUUUGCCAUUGGAUGCAUCGCAAGUCAAGCACUGGAGCGUAUGCAGAAUUUCUAUUACGGCCUGCAUAUCUCGUGAAGUUGGAUAUCCGAUCACAAAGACUGACGGAGCGGCCCGGGACGAGCUGGUAGCAGAUCUUAUUGCACAUCGCCACCGACACAAUAAGUUUGACACCCGCUCUUACGUCUGCGACGAUCUCCGCGAGCGCCUCAAGUCAACACAUAAGAUGCUCAGAUCGCCAGGAGGCCACAUUUUAUGCACGGCCUUCCGAGGACUGGUGCCCAUUAUCGAAAGCCUGCUGGCGGAUUUGGAGUCCGGUGCACUUGAGAUUUACCGCACGCAGAAGCCAUUGAAAGCAGGUGUCACAAAAUAUUCUGCAGUAUCGGCGAAGGUUGAUCGGACUACCUUUAUCUUCCUGGCACCCCAGAACCCGCGCCUUACCGAUCAGGGAGAUUUGAUGACCAUUGUAGAAUCAGUGAUUCACGAAUACGUGGAGUGCAGGGACCUGCCACAUUCUACAGCUUGUGCUGCCGAGCUCGUCGCUACGCCGAGCCUCUUCCAAGUAACUUCAGAUUGGGCGCACUUGCUAAUCUCCACGCGGCUAAAGCAUCAGGAGGUUGAUGACGCUUUGGCAGAGUUCCUGACGCUGAAUACAGGCAAUGUUAUGAAUGGAAAAGCCGACAUCGAUGUCAAGGUCGAUGAUUUGUGGCGAACUAAGCUAGAUCCCGAGGAGAAACAUUUUUUGAUAUCUUUGGCGAAGGCUUGGUGGUACAUCGUUUCUGAAGUCAGAGUGACCGCGAGGAUGCCACGGAGUCUGGAAAAGCUCAUAGAUAAACGACCGAAGCUGCUUUCCCGAUAUUUUGCGUUUAAUCCUUCCUUCGACCUUGGGGAACACAUCUGCGAAUGCAUACUCUUGUCGUUCGUGGCCGAGAACCUGCGAGACCUUUAUUCGCUUCCCGGAUCACGGACUGCCCAACCCGAUACCCAUGCCCACCAAAGUCGAUUGCUACGAGGCAGGAACUGGCUGCGACGAAGGGUGGACGCUGUGCUGGACACGCGUGUUGCCCUUUAUCUUGCCUUGACAGCCGACGAGCACUUCGGGGCCGAAAUCACCCAGUUUAGUGCACCGAUUCGCUGGAGUAUGGGAUGCUUGUAUGCUGUGAGCCGCAAGAUGCUCGAUUUUGCCCAAGACUGCGCAUUCUACACGGAUGCGAAGUACGGGAAGGGUCUCAUGAGUAUGCAGCAGGUGCUCAUCCGUGAGCAUCAUUUUGACAUUGAUGAGAACGACUCGAGUAGAUUGGCGCGAGUUGAGACCUUUUACGGGCCCGGACAUACCAUCAUCACGACAUUUCCAGAUUUCGACGGGAUAGAUAGGGAGACGGGCUUGAUAACGGCGGAACGAUUUGUGAUCCUUGGGAUGAGGCCAACGAAAUGGAAGCGCGGGAACGCGACCCCUCAAAGUAGGGCUUAUUACAAACCGAGAGUGCAUGUUCGAGAUGUCGCCCCGCAACUCGUGACUGAACACAUCUUGGAUGGCUCGGGGAAGGUCACCAAAACCCGCAUCUACGGCUAUCGGUCACCGGAAGCCGCCUUACCCAACACACGCACGAUAUAUGAAGGACAUCACGACCCAACCAGUGAUGAUUCGGCGCUCCAAAUCGAGCCGUUGGAAGUGCACAGAUUCGUACCGCAUGGAACCAACGCGGUCGUUGGGUCUUCCCUUCUGAUUCUGACUGCCAAGAACGGCGUCUCAUUUACAGUGACCGCAAAGUACGUCUACAAAAACCAUCGGAAGCCACAUAUCCCUGAAAGGGGUAUUUUCACUUGCAUUUCCGGAGAAGAUUGGACAUGGGAUAUUACUUAUUCGCCGUCAUCUCUGAGGCCGGGUCAACAUCCCAGAUUCUAUGGGAUCACCAUCAAAAGAAAUAACGCGCCAACUUCCAUACACACCCGUCUUGACUACUCACAUCCUGAGCAUGUCCGCUACGAGACAGUUGAACAGGCUCCCGGAAAACCACCUAGGUCCGUUCCGACUCCCAGUGAAAUUCUGGAAGACAAAUAUGGACUGCUGGCCAGGCAACCACCGCUGAGUUUCCGCGAAAGCUCGGACUUCGUGUCAUACGGGCUUCGUGCCAAGAAGACAAAAACCUCAUUCAUGGGACCCGUAUCACAAAUUCAGUUCUUCGCACGUGCCUAUUCCACCAUCGCUCAACGAGAAGCGUUAUGGGUUGCAUGGCGCUCAGGAGACAUCCCAGCGCCGUUCGCGCGAGAUAUUGAUGAGAGACUCCUGCGGAAGGAAAAACUGCUGAACGGGUAUUGGUGGAGAAGGGACUUUGGCAUGCGUGCAUCCGCUCAAGAGUUGCUUCGGUCGCGGAAACACCUUCUGACGACCGAAUUGCAAUUGACGGAUCAGGCGUGGACACGGACGCACCUUCAAUUACGGUACGGCGAUUUACAUAUUCUGGGCUGUGGCGGUGAUGCGGAGCGGCUUUCACCAGAGGAUGACGAAAAUCAAGCCCUAUUGCUAUCGGGCAAGAACGAGACAUUGCCGGUCAUGAAUCUCGACAGCGGGACCUGGCCCACGGGCGGAGGUGGAGUCGGAUCAUGUCGACGUGAUUUGAUUGCAGGUUUACCAAGGAUACGCUGGGUAGCCUACUGCGAAUUGGGCUCUGCAGAUCUGGUCCAGAAAGACUAUCCCAUCGAAAGGCACAUCGACUCCAUCAAGUACAUCCCACUAUGGGAUCUCGACUUCGGCACCCCGAAUGAGAACCUUCUGCGCACGGUCCCGUACACGCAACUACAGGCCAAAACUCGAUAUACGAGCCAAUCCAUUAUCGAAAAGCGAUUUGUGCCCUUGAUCACCAAGUUAGUGCAAGGUUGCAUGGGAGAGGAGCUCCACGAUGUGGACGGGUACGAACGAAUGUUUGUCGAACUACACGAAGUCGUCAAAGCCCAUGACUGGGUUACGCUAUGGAACAACAAGGCAACGCAAAAAGCGUGGAUCGAGGGUUGGCUCAACACUUCGUGGAGAUAUUUUGAAGAGCACCAGCUCCAGGCAGCAGAGACGCCAACGCUGCGGGAAGUCGAGAUGCUGUUCGAUCUGAUUUCACGAUUGCUUAUGGCAUUAUCGAUGGAAUUGCCAAAGGUGCCCGUCAUACAUUCGUCGCAUCACGGGAUACAGGCAAUCGUAGGCGUCAUUGCAAAAAAGCUGAACGGCUGCUCUCUGAUUGUAUGGGAUCAUGGGAUCCUGUGGAGGGAAAGACUUUUUGGGCUGUGCUUCGACGAGGGGAUGCCGAGGUUUGCGCAAAUCAUCUUUGCGGGGUUCAACCGCCUGGUGGCCAAAAUCGUGUUUGUGAGAGCUGACUACAUCACACCAUGCACAAGUAUACAGAACGUCGAUUGGGAAGCGUGGAUAGGCGGUGGCAAAGACAACGAUGAUCGUCUAACCCGCUCGCUCUACCGACGUAUUAACCCGGUUCUCAACGGUAUGAACGUGGACAAGUUCCGCCCAGAUUUCACAAAGUCCCCCUCGGUGCCCACCGCCGUGAUGCUGUCGCAUAUCUCGCCAGUCAAAGACGUCAUGAACGCCAUCAACGCGACCAAGAUCAUCGUCCGGGAGUUCCAUCUCGAAUCCUACCAGCUUCACAUUUACGGGUCGCCUCAGAAGGACCCUCCAUACACUGCGCUGUGUUUGCGCGCGAUUGCCAACUACGGGCUUGAGAAGAACGUGUUCCUGAAAGGCCUUGGAUCCCCGUCGGCGGUGCUGCCGACAGGACACGUGUUUGUCAACUCAUCGAUCACGGAAGGCUUGCCACUAGCGUUGGGCGAGGCGGGACUCUGCGGCCUGCCUGUCGUCUGCACUGAUGUCGGCGGGAGCAGGGAAGUCAUCCGAGACCCGACGUCCAAGAAGACGUUUGGAUGGGUGGUGCCGCCGUCCCGCCCGCGUCAGCUUGCGCUUGGGCAGCUGCGUGUGCUUGCCAUGACCGACGGCCUUGAAGGCGAGACCGCGUCGCUCAAUGAUUUCCUGACGGCGGACGGCGAGAUGUUGUGUGAACGCAUCAUGGCCCCGCGCAUCUCACAACUGCGAACUCAGCUGGGCCUCGGCUUGCGGAAUCGGAUCAUGUCGGUGUUUUCCAUCAAUCGAUACUGGAGGGAGCAUGAGCAGGUCCUGUGGCUUGGGGAACUGCAUCAGAAAGUGAAGCAGCGGAGCCUCCAUCGGGAAAGCGUGCUGUCGAUCGGAAAAGGGAAGCGGAGCAGCUUGACGAUAUUCUAGUGACGAUACAUCUCCCUGUUUCGUCCACUCAAGUUGUGCAUAAUCUUUUUCUCGUGAUAUGAUACCCAAUAAUGCCCAUUGCAAGACCUGGAUGAACACUCUAUUAAUUGUAUGUAUUAUAGAUAAAAGAUGAUGCCUCAGUCCGAAAGAACCAGACUGAAAUUGAGUG